GGUGCAAGAGCGCCACCAUGAGCAAUUGGACGAUGGCGGAGGUGCUGCCGCUGCAGGAGAAGAGCGGGGGCGGCAACAGGGCGUGCCGUGAAAGGUGGCUGGCGGGAGUGCCCAUGGGCGCUCGCCCGGGCCCGGACAGCCACCAAAACGAAAAGAAGUGGUUCAUCGACCAGGCGUACAACAAGAAGUUGUGGGAAGGAGAGCCGCCGUCCACGCCAGCUCGGGCCGAGGCGCUUCCCGCGCAGGCGCUCCCCGCGUUGCCGCCAGCAGUGGCGCCCGCCGCGCCACCCAGGCAGCAGCCCCCCGCCGCGGCGGCCGCCGCCCCCGUGCCGCAGGCGAACCUGCUCGACUUCGAGCUUUCGCCGGCGCUGGCGCCAGCUCCACUGCUAGACCCCAGCCCCAGUAGCAUGUUGGGCGACCUGCUGUUUGACACCGCGCCGGAGAGGCGCGCGCGCGGGAUUAGCGGACAUCCGACGUUUUGAGACAGUCAAGUCGGAUUAGUUCGUCGUUUUUGGCCUCUGGUGGCCUUCACCAGGCCCCGGUACCGUCAAGCAACGACUCUUGACGAGAAUGUGGCCUUGGGCCUGGGCCUCUCAUUCGCGCCAGCGCCUCCCCCUUGUGGCGUUUUGUAUUGUUUGUUCCCUCCUGUUUUGUCCUCCUCCC
Molecule: messenger RNA, 663 nt
Organism: Prorocentrum cordatum
Lineage: Eukaryota; Dinophyceae; Prorocentrales; Prorocentraceae
Source: the annotation of a GenBank genome assembly